AAUAAGUCCAUCCAUGAAAUUUCCUUGCUACUAAAUAUUCUACAGUCAACUGUUAGUGGUAUUAUGACAAAGUGGAAGCAAUUGGGAGCAACAGCAACUCAGCCACAAAGUGGUAGGCCACGUAAAAUGACAGAGCGGGGUCAGCGCAUGCUGAAGUUGACAGUGCUCAGAAGUCGCCAACUGUCUGCAGAGUCAAUAGCUAAAGACCUCCAAAGAUCAUGUGGCCUUUAGAGAGCUUCAUGGAAUGGGUUUCCAUGGCCGAGCAGCAGCAUCCAAAUCUUACAUCAUCAAGUGCAAUGCAAAGCGUUGGAUGCAGUGGAG
This is a messenger RNA of Staurois parvus, 321 nucleotides long. NCBI's taxonomy places the organism in Eukaryota, Metazoa, Chordata, Amphibia, Anura, Ranidae. The record is from the annotation of a GenBank genome assembly.